AUGAAGACCAUUCUCAUUCUUGCUACGCUAGUGGCUAUCCUCUAUAGCAAGACGUACAAAAUGGAGGCUAGUUCGACAGGAUCGUUAAUAGCCCGUCUUAUCAAGGCCAAUCUCUACCACAAAUACCUGGAAGAGCGAAACCUCCGUCGUUCCCAAAUACUCAAGAAGGGAUCGCAACCGAUCAUGGACUACUACGAUGAUUUCUACACUGGGAACGUGACAGUUGGAACACCUGGCCAGACUUUUGCUCUCGUGCUGGAUACCGGCUCGUCGAACCUCUGGUUGAUCGAUGACAGCUGCGACACAGAGGCUUGCGAUGGUUAUCUCGGCAGCGUUUAUACCAGACGCAAGUUUAACGCAACAGCAUCGUCAACGUUCUAUACGGUGAACGGCACGAUCACUAUUCAGUAUGGUUCUGGAUGGUGCGAUGGACAACUCGCAGUGGAUACUGUCUCUUUCGCCGAUCUGACAAUCGAACAGCAAGAAUUCCUCGAUGCUGAGGAUAUCGCCGAUAUUUUUGGCUAUAUGCCAUUUGACGGCAUCUUUGGGCUCGCAUGGCCAGCGAUUUCUGUGGGAAAUGUCACUCCACCAAUGCAAAACCUUCUUCCAUCUCUUGACGCCCCUCUGUUCACUGUCUGGUUAGACAGGAAGCUCAAUGUAAGCAUGGGAGGCAGUGGCGGUCUGAUCACCUACGGAGCCAUUGACACGACCAACUGUGAUCUGAACGUCACAUACGUGCCUCUGACAUCAGAAACAUACUGGCAGUUUUCUAUCGACGGCUUCUCCGUUGGGAGUUUUUCAGAGAUAAAUACGGAAGAUGUUAUAUCUGACACUGGUACUUCAUGGAUCGGGGGACCAUCCUACAUCAUGGACGCAGUGGUCGAUCAGACAGAUGCACAGUACAAUUGGGAGUAUGGAAUCUACACCGUUGAUUGCUCGACAAUGAUGGACCAACCGGAUUUGCAGUUCACCAUCAACGGUGUGACAUACAACAUAACAUCCGAAGAGUACAUACUCGAUCUUGAGCUUGGAGGCGGACAGGUAAGUGCGCCGUCAAUAACACAGAAUUUUGCGCCUGUGUGA
Molecule: messenger RNA, 1083 nt
Organism: Angiostrongylus costaricensis
Lineage: Eukaryota; Metazoa; Nematoda; Chromadorea; Rhabditida; Metastrongylidae
Source: the annotation of a GenBank genome assembly